CAAAAUACACGUGUUUGGACAUGCACUUUCCGGGGGAAAUCAAGCAAAUUUUUUCUUACUUUUUUCCGUUGUUUUAAAAAAAUGAUUAAUGUUAACCAUGGACUCUAUGAUUGGAUGUGCUCACUAAAAUAUUUUGAGAGUAAAGUUAAGUAGUUCACUGAUUUAGUAAAGGAGAGUCAAUUGCAGAGUCAGACGAUUAUUUGUAUAAGUGUCGACGGCUGCAAAAAAAGUGUCCCUUUAUUGUUAAAUGUUAAUAUUUAGAGCAGUGAAUUGAGUUGUAAAACUGAGUUGUAAAGUUGGCCACUGUUGCACCUGUUUAUGUGUUUUUCAUCACUGUGUACUUGACAUCACUUGGAAUGUCAAUGUUGUGUCAUACAUGUUCUCUUAGUACAAAAGGCAAUGUAAAAAAAAAAAAAAAGCAUCCGCACUGCACUGGGUUCUGAUGGUGCUGAUUUACAGUGUUAUUUUAAGUUACUUUAUGUCAUAUCAUGUCAAAUGUUAAAUGUCUUAUCAUGUCAAAUGUUAUGUAACUAGACUUGUGUCUGGAAGGUCAAAUCCUCCAGGUGCGACUGAGGUGCAUCAAGCUAGAUGUAUUACUGUAUCAAGUGUCACCAUUUUACCUGACUGAGACUGACUUACAUAAAAAGAUAUAAAUGAGCCAUUUAUUCUGUUAAUCAUUUGGUCAAUGAGAUCACAAUUUGCAUUUCACUUUGAGGGUGGAGGGGGGGACAACGUCCAAUUGGAAACCCUUCACAUUCUUACCUGUCAAAGUUCAGGUUAUGCAAGAAACUAUGCACAAAGAUGGACUACACACCUUAAAGAGAAAUCCAUAGAGCAUUCGGUGCAAGUUGUUGGUUCCCGCUGAUACUAUUUCUACUUCUCGUUGUUGUUGUAGGUGUACAUAAUUGAAAGAUCAACUGUCAGAAGAAAAAUGUCUCAGAGUUUAACAAGCCUCCAGGAUGAGUGGGAAAGUGUGGACGCAGAGUACAAACAACUUCAGGAGAGACACACAAUGUAUUUACACAAACUGGAGGAAAUUUCGAAACUACAAAACAGCUGCUCUGCUUCCAUUACAAGCCAGCGAAGAAGACUUAAGGAAAUGCACUCCAGUCUGGUGGAUAAAACCGGAACAUCAGACAGAGAGGCUGAAGCUCUGGAUGAGAUAAAGAGCAAAAUCAAAGUUCACCUGAAUACUUUUUCUGAGAUGGAAGCCUACCUCCCUAAGAAAAAUGGGUUAUAUCUAAGCCUGGUCCUUGGAAACGUGAAUGUCACGCUUCUCAACAAACAGUCAAAGUUUGCAUACAAAGAUGAAUACGAGAAGUUCAAGCUGUGCACCAUGGCCGUCCUGCUGCUUAUAUCCUUCAUAUGCUACUUCUUCGUGGCCUACAGAUUUCUGGACGCAAUCCUCAAUUUCCUGCUGCUGUGGUACUACUGCACAUUAACUGUCAGGGAAAGUAUCCUCAUCAGUAAUGGCUCCAGAAUCAAAGGCUGGUGGGUUUUUCAUCACUACAUCUCAGCUUUUCUGUCUGGUGUGAUAUUAACAUGGCCAGAUGGAGACUUUUACAAGAUGUUCAGGAACCAGUUCCUCGCCUAUUCAUUCUAUCAAAGUUUUGUUCAGUGUCUGCAGUGUUAUUAUCAGAGUGGGUGCCUGUACCGGCUACGAGCACUCGGAGAACGACACAACAUGGAUCUAACUGUGGAGGGAUUUCAGUCUUGGAUGUGGAAAGGGCUGACAUUUCUUUUGCCCUUCCUCUUUUUUGGUCAUUUUUGGCAGCUCUACAAUAGCCUCUGUCUCUUCAGGAUGGCCCAGCUCCCAGAGUAUAAAGAAUGGCAGGUGUUGAUGUGCGGUCUCUGUUUCUUCAUUCUGUUCCUGGGAAAUUUCUUUACCACGCUGGCUGUGUUUCUUCGGAAGCUUGUGAGCCAGAAACCAAAGAGUCUGUGAUUGCACUUUGAUUAAGUACAUAUGUGCAGUCAAUUUAUAAGUAUAAAACUGUACCUUGCACAAUUUCUUACAGUGGCAAAAUAAAUACAAAUAUUUAACUCCAA
This is a messenger RNA of Cynoglossus semilaevis (tongue sole), 2046 nucleotides long. Its product is annotated as transmembrane protein 120A. Gene Ontology annotation, biological process: fat cell differentiation. The record is from RefSeq and is a predicted model, not a curated record. Gene Ontology annotation, cellular component: membrane. The transcript is spliced from 12 exons. Lineage: Eukaryota; Metazoa; Chordata; Actinopteri; Pleuronectiformes; Cynoglossidae. The coding region runs from base 932 to 1942 and encodes 336 amino acids.